AGGACCAUAGGGUGUGCUCUGUGUACUCACUGGGUUGUCUGCUGUACCCCAACCAAACCAGCCUGUGCUGCUCUGGGCCAGGCUUGGCUACUGGGUACUGUGCUGGUGCCAUACAAACAGAGUGUUGUGCCAAAACAGGGCUCGAGCUUAGCUUAGCUGAGCCAUGGAUAAGAAGCGUUCAGCGGGUCGAGAUUGCGGGAGAUGAGAUGAGCCAUGAAUUUGGAUUGCCUGCAGUUGGGGGACUGGUGUUCAGGGGCCCGAGGGGGUCCAUGGCUGCGCCACACGGAGGAGGACCAGGGUGGAGGUGGUGGGGGCCGGGGAAAGAGGAGCGCAGCAGGAGGUCAACCCAGGCUGGAGGUGCCUCUCCUGGGAGGACCCUGGCUCAACUCGGAGGAACUAAGGAGCAGCGUGGUGGUGCUCUAUGCUCCUGCUGGGAACACAUGCUUCCUCCGACUGAGCUCAGGAAUGGAGGAGACUGUUUGGGAGCAGUACACUGUGAACCUACAGAGGGACUCCAAGAUGGGGUUUGGUAUCGCUGUGUCGGGGGGGCGGGACAACCCCAACGUGGAGAAUGGCGAGAUGUCAAUCAUCGUGUCAGAUGUCUUGCAGGGAGGACCAGCUGAUGGACUACUGUUUGAAAAUGACCGUGUGAUCCAAGUCAACUCCAUCCUCAUGGACAACGUGCCUCAUUCCUUCGCUGUGCAGCAGCUACGCAAAUGUGGGAAGACCGCCAAGAUAACUGUGAAGAGACCUCGGAAGGUGGCUCUCCACUCCCUGAAACACCCUCCCUCACCUGGUGCCGAGAGUCGAGACUUCGGCUCCACCCGCUACUACGAUGCCGAUGACAACCAGAGCGACGGGGGCUGGCAUCGUGGUAAUGGUGGUCCUGGUUACAACCGUGAGCCUCGCGACCUCACCCCCGACAACAAGAGCUACCUGGACCCCAACUACGGCAGCCGUGGUAACCGGGGGAGGAGCAAAGAGAGGGCGUCGCCAAGCCCAGAGCUUCACCACGACAACAGCAGUGGGCGGGCCUUGGACCGGGAGCCGCCCAGUCCAGAGAGGCCACAGUAUUCACGGGAACGCAGCCGGGGGAGAAGUAUGGACCGGGAGAGACGAGGGGGAGGAGGAAGUCCAGGUGGGAGGAGCUACAGCCGGGAAGACAGCUACGAGCGAGGAGGGGGGAGGUACGGGGAUGGGGAAGGUACCGGGGGGAGGAUGGUGAAGAGUAAAAGUAGAGACAACCUCCGUGAGCCGCCCCGUUCGCCCUCUCCUGACCUCCCCCGAGGAGGAGCUAGAGACCUGGAGCCCCUGGAGAAACCUGUUAACGUCCUGCUGGUCAAGAACAGACCCAACGAAGAGUAUGGUCUGCGUCUGGGCAGUCAGAUAUUCAUCAAGGAGAUGACCAGUACAGGACUGGCUGCCAAGGAUGGAAACCUACAGGAGGGAGACAUUAUCCUCAAGAUCAAUGGGACAGUAACCGAGAACCUGUCUCUGAACGAUGCAGGGAAGCUCAUAGAGAAGUCUAGAGGAAAACUCCAACUGGUCGUCCAGAGAGACCGCCGCCAGAUCCUCAUCCGUAUCCCGCCCCUCGUAGACUCCGACUCCGAACCUGAUGAUAUCUCAGAGAUGGAGUCCUACUCCCCACAGGAGGACCGUAGAUCUCGCCAGUCGGACCCAUCUUCCCACUCCUCCAACGAGAGAGAGAACCCCAGACCUCUAACUAGCCUGGAAGACUCUCCCAGGGUAGCCAAGAUGUCUGCCAUGGCCUCGCCCUUUAGGGUGCCCCCCCUACAGGACCCAAACGCCCCGGGCCCUGCCAUACUGACCUCAGAGGGGCUGCCACGCCUCGACGAGCAACCAGCGUCAGCAAAGAUUACUCCUAAGAUUCUGCUACGCCCCAGCCCAGAGGAUGAAGAGCUCUAUGGCGCUAACACAGUGAUGGUGAGUUUCCAGAAGGGGGACAGUGUGGGCCUGAGGCUGGCGGGGGGUAACGAUGUGGGCAUCUUCAUCGCUGGCAUCCAGGAGGGUAGUCCUGCCGAGGAGGAGGGGCUACGCACAGGAGACCAAAUCAUGAAGGUGAAUAGCGUUGACUUCCGCGGCAUCGUGAGAGAAGAGGCUGUUCUGUUCCUGUUGGAGAUUCCUAAAGGAGAGGACGUUACCAUACUGGCCCAGAGUAAACCUGAUGUCUACAAUGACAUCCUGGUAUCUGGUCGUGGUGACUCGUUCUUUAUCAGGACUCAUUUUGAGUAUGAGCGGGAGGCUCCCCAGAGCCUGGCCUUCUCCAGAGGGGAGAUCUUCAAAGUGGUGGACACUCUCUACGAUGGCAAGCUGGGCAACUGGCUGGCCAUCCGCACCGGCAAGGACAAACAGCUGCUGGAGAAAGGCAUCAUCCCCAAUAAGAGCAGGGCUGAUCAGAUGGUGAGCGUACAGAACUCCCAUAAGGCUGCUGGCACAGACCGCGCCGACUUCUGGCGUCUGAGAGGUCAAAGGGCAGCCAAGAGGAAGGAGCUGAGGAAGAGCAGAGAGGAUGUCAGCGCUACGCCCAUCGCCACACGCUUCCCUACGUACGAGAGAGUCGUGCUCAGAGAGGCUGGUUUCAGACGUCCUGUGGUUCUGUUUGGGCCUAUAGCUGAUGCAGCCAAUGACAAGCUAGCCAACGAGCUGCCUGACCUGUUUGUCAUCGCCAAAACGGAGCCUAAAGAUGCCGGGUCGGAGAAAUCCUCAGGAGUGGUGAGACUUAACACCAUCCGCCAGAUCAUCGAGCUGGACAAGCAUGCCCUGCUGGAUGUGACUCCCAAGGCGGUGGACACUCUGAACUACACCCAGUGGUACCCCAUCGUCAUCUUCUUCAACCCAGACAGUAAACCAGGGGUUAAGGCCAUGAGGCAGAGGGUGAUACCUGGUUCCAACCGCAGCGCUAGGAAACUAUAUGAACAGGCUGUCAAACUGAGGAAGACCUGCUCUCACCUAUUCACUGCUACUAUUGAUGUGAACUCGGCCAACGAUGCGUGGUAUGGCAGUGUGAAGGACUCUAUCAGGGAGCAGCAGACUCAGGCUGUAUGGGUGUCUGAGGGGAAGCUGGACUGGACGGAGAUGGACCUUGAUCUCCAUGACGACCGCAUGUCAUACCUGUCAGCCAUGUCAGCCGACUACCUGAGCAUGGACAGCCGAUUGGCCAGCGAAUACGAUGACACGGCGGAUGAGGGUGGGGCUUACACGGAUAACGAGCUGGACAACGAGCCGGCUGACCAACCGCACGUGUCCGCUAUCAGCCGCUCCUCUGAGCCCGUGCUGGCAGAGGAGAUCCUGCGCAGGUGUAGUCCAGAGAUCCGUGGUCGUGUCAGGAGGGUGGGCAGCAGGGAGGUGCUCAGCAGCGCCAGCCCACCCCCCGCAUUUGUACCUGACCCCCCCAAGGUAAAGCUGCUGUUCAGGGAUGAGGUAGUCCCUCCCAUAGGGUCAUACGAGCCCCCCCCCAGCCGAGGCUACGACUCCCACUCCUCCAGCCCUGCCAGCGAUCCCCCUCCUCUCCCUCGCACCCUUAACUCAUUUGGCAAGGCCAAGCCACUGGCACCUCCCCCCAUCGCCAUCAAACCUUCCUAUAAUACCCAGGACACCACCCACAGCACGGCCCCAAACACAGCGGCCUUUAGGGGCCCGGAGGAGCCAGGGGAGAGCCCUGAGGACCCCAGCCUCAAGUCGUUCCUGGGGAAGAUCAAGGCCUUUGAGAAGAUGGACCACUUUGCACGCACUCAGAGGAUGCUGGAGCUGCAGGAGGCCCAGAACGCCAGGUUGGAGAUAGCUCAGAAGCACCCAGACAUCUAUGCUGUCCCUGUGAAGACCCAGAAACUGGAUCACAGCCGGCCUCAGCCUAUAGGUUCCAGCUCGCGUCCUGAGCCCCAGACCCCUCCCUCCAAGCUGCCAUACUCUGAGAGUUGUGGGUUCUACCCCAGCGAAGAGGAAGAGUACCGACGCCAGCUGGCAGACCACACCAAGAGAGGCUACUACCAGACCAACAACCAGAAAUACCAGGACACAGAACUUUAGACUAUGCUACCAACAGCCAUAAAAUACCAGGACACUGAAUGAAGUGUAGCACUACUACGUGCCCACCUACCUACCCUACCACACCCACCUACCUACCCUACCACACUAAACUGUAGUGCCCCUUCUCUCCUGGACCCCCGACUACCCUUAACACCCUAAAGUAACAAGACCCCCUGGCUGGUUGACAGAGACACCCACACACUGCUGAGCCUUGCUCUGAUUGACUCAGUUCAGCGCACACAAACGCACACUCUCAAUUCCACCGGGACUCUGCCCCCCUCCCCUGACCCUGCACCAAUACGCUGCUGACUCGGAAGCUGGCCAGUUUUAAGUUUUUCUUAAAACCGCUUUUUUGCUUCAAAAAGUGUAUUAGUUACCUCACUGUUAUUAUUCUUGUUUAAUUUCUAUUUGCUUGUUUGGUUGAGUUCUUUUUUGUUACACCGAUCUGUGUUAUUGUUAUACCGAUCUGUGUUAUUGUUACACCGAUCUGUGUUAUUGUUACACCGAUCUGUGUUAUUGUUACACCGAUCUGUGUUACUGUUACACCGAUCUGUGUUACUGUUACACCGAUCUGUGUUACUGUUACACCGAUCUGUGUUACUGUUAUGAUCCAUUUAAUCAGGAUGUUAUUUCUUGCCUAUGCAACUCCUUCAGUUUGCUGCCUGCAGAGCAACUGAAACCUAUUACCACGAGUCCCUCUCUGCACUCCACAAGAACCUUAAACCUUACGAGUCCUCCAAGCUGUAUCUUCUUCUCGUUACUCCUUUCCUUUUGUACUAUAUCCAACAUUAUAACCAGCUGUCUCCAAACUAUUUUAAAAGGUCACUUAUAUAUUAUUAUAUAUACAAUGUCUGGUGUUUAUACUCCUCCAUCUUUGCAUUCCUUCCUAUAUGAUCGUGUGUGUGUGUGUGUGUGUGUGUGUGUGUGUGUGUGUGUGUGUGUGUGUGUGUGUGUGUGUGUGUGUGUGUGUGUGUGUGUGUGUGUGUGUGUGUGUGUGUGUGUGUGUGUGUGUGUGUGUGUGUGUGUGUGUGUGUGUGUGUGUGUGUGUGUGUGUGUGUACACACACACAUAUAUAUAUAUAUAUAUGCGAACGAAAGAGGCAAUAUAUUAUAUAUACAAUACACUGGAAUGUAAGAUUUUUUAAGUGCCUUUUACUUUAUGAAUAACAUAAUGAGGUUUGGGGACAUCUGACCAUGCAUGGCACCCCUGUCCCGUGGACCACACCACUCUGCUGCUCUCAAGCUUUUAGGGAAAACAGGGAACAAGAGACACCAAAACCUUAAUACUGUCCCCACUGUACCGUCCCUCCAUCCAUCCCUUUGUCCCUUCCUCCACAACGAUAAUAUCCGUAACCAGUCCUGUCCCCCAGAGACAUGUCCAACAUGGGAACAGCAUUUAAUCAAAACCGCCUCCUGAGUGGCGCAGCGGUCUAAGGCACUGCAUCGCAGUGUUAGAGGCGUCACUACAGACCCGGGUUCGAUUCCAGGCUGUGUCGCAGCCUGCCGCGACUGGGAAACCCAUGAGACGGCGCACAUUGGCCUAGUGUCGUCCGGGUUAGGGGAGGGUUUGGCCAGCCGGGAUGUCCUUGUCCCAUCUUGCUCUAGCGACUCCUGGUGGCGGGCCGGGCGCAUCCAUGCUGACUUCGGGUCGCCAGUUGUUCGAUGUUUCCUCCGACACAUUGGUGCGGCUGGCUUCCGGAUUAAGCGAGGAGUGUGUCAAGAAGCAGUGCGGCUCAGAGGUCGCAUGGCUCUCGACCUUCUCAACCUCCGUACGGGAGUUGCAGCAAUGGGACAAGAUGGCAACUACUAAUUGGAUAUCACGAAAUUGGGGGGGAAUGUUUUCCGAGUUUCCUGGGUAUGAUAAAAUGUAUGAGAAUAAAUUCACUGUGCGGAACAACAAAAACUGAUCAGUAAUAUAACUCAAACAUGAUCUUUCAAAAGAGGGUCAUUUUUGUUUUAACCACAGAAACCCGGAUAACGGUUUUGAUAGAAUAGCAACCCAGAUCAGGUGGUUUCAGAGAGGAGGUUUGAUGUAGGAGACGUGUGAUUGGUUGAUAUGUAUGUCAGUCAUUUCUGUUGUGGCGUCAUGUUGGCUGUCGUGGUCUCUGUUACACUGUUGAUGUGUUUCUACAUGUUAUUACAUGCUUGAUUGUAUCUCAGUUCACACUAUACCUCCAGUGGGUUAUAAGUGCUUAUGAUUGAACACACAGUAUUAAAGAGAGAGAAACAGAGAGCGAGAGGAAUUACUGGACAAUGUCAGCUUUGGGUCUUUCAUGUAGUUUUAUCUUACAACACCAAAUAAAAAAGUCUUUCAUUGA
Oncorhynchus gorbuscha (pink salmon) is the source of this 6364-nucleotide messenger RNA. Its product is annotated as tight junction protein ZO-2-like. Lineage: Eukaryota; Metazoa; Chordata; Actinopteri; Salmoniformes; Salmonidae. The coding region runs from base 214 to 4047 and encodes 1277 amino acids. The record is from RefSeq and is a predicted model, not a curated record. Gene Ontology annotation, biological process: positive regulation of blood-brain barrier permeability; cell-cell adhesion; establishment of endothelial intestinal barrier. Gene Ontology annotation, molecular function: cell adhesion molecule binding. The transcript is spliced from 23 exons. Gene Ontology annotation, cellular component: bicellular tight junction; plasma membrane.